AUGAAAAAACAGUCGAACACAAUCUACAGAUAUUUUCUGUCACUGAACAAAGAUGUUGGAUGGGUGGGCUGUUGGGGCGACGACGACGACGACGACGACGAUGAAUUAAACAUGAUCGAUGAAAGCUCAACCCAGCCUCGUAUUGUUUUAUGUCUGGUGGCCAUCGCCUCUGCCGACAAAUUGGGCUACAAUUAUAAACCAGUAGAACACUCCAACUCAGGUUUGUCCUUCCAACCCGGCAGUGGUAGCGGAUCGCUUUACAAGGCUCCUAGUGCCACAUAUGGUGGUGUUGCCCCAGCUCAAGGCUCUGGCUCUGCUGGCCCCUUCUCUGGCUCCGCUGCUGGCCCUGUUGAAUAUGAAAAGGAAUUCUACUCUUUUUCUGCUCCCGAAGGUGAAUUCAACGAUGCCAAUGCUGCCCAACGUGUUGCCGGCAGUGUGAAACAGGGUCUCCGCGUUAUCUUCAUUAAGGGCCCCGAAAACAACGGUCUCGAAAAUGCCGCCCUUGCAUUGGCCAAACAAGCUGCCGAACAGAAAACCGCCAUCUAUGUCCUCCACAAACAAGCCGAUUUGGGUGAUUUGGCCAACAAACUUAACAACGUCAACAAGGGCGCCAACCAAAAACCCGAAGUUCAUUUCGUCAAGUACCGCACCCCUGAAGAUGCUGCCAAUGCCCAAAAGGCUAUCCAAGCUCAAUACGAUUCCUUGGGUGGCAAGUCUCACAAUGUCAAUGGUGGUGUUGCACCUGUUCUUAACUUUGCUUCCCAAGCUCCUGUACAUAGCGGCCCAGCGCCUCAAACACCUCAAGCUGCUUACUUGCCAUCGGCCCUCUUCCGUUUCCGUGUCUAAAGUCAUCGUUAUGAGUCAAAGAGAUGAGAUGUUGUCAUUGUUAAAGCUGUUAAUUGGAAUAAGUGUUACGAAUAAAUUGUUUUUGAUAAAUAUAUAAAAAUU
Molecule: messenger RNA, 948 nt
Organism: Musca domestica (house fly)
Lineage: Eukaryota; Metazoa; Arthropoda; Insecta; Diptera; Muscidae
Exons: 2
Coding region: 1-846 (281 amino acids)
Source: RefSeq, a predicted model, not a curated record